Mucor velutinosus is the source of this 1371-nucleotide messenger RNA. RefSeq lists its product as uncharacterized. The record is from RefSeq and is a predicted model, not a curated record. NCBI's taxonomy places the organism in Eukaryota, Fungi, Mucoromycota, Mucoromycetes, Mucorales, Mucoraceae. Gene Ontology annotation, biological process: mannan biosynthetic process. The transcript has 2 exons. Gene Ontology annotation, cellular component: Golgi apparatus. Bases 1 to 1371 code for a protein of 456 amino acids. Gene Ontology annotation, molecular function: alpha-1,2-mannosyltransferase activity.
AUGGCAUUAUUAACUAGCAGCAACUCGAGGUCAAAGAUAAAUGGCUUCAUCAUCUUGUUUGUCAUUUUCCUAGUCUACUGCAUAUACACCACUUCUUACCAUUUACCAACCACAACCACAGCCGCUACAGCGAGUACCACCGUACCACAGAAUACGACGGCAGAAAUGCCCAUCCUCCCAACGAAAAAGCCUAAAUCCAAUGAAUGCAAGUCUGAUCAAGUCGGCCGCAACAUAGAUCCCAACCACACCAAUGCUCACAUUGAGUUCUGGAGACACCUGAGCGAAGCAACCAUUCAAGUCUACAGAAAAAGAUGGCAAAAGUUUGUAUCCAGUGUGAAGCGCACUCGGAUACCGAACACCGUAUCCGGUCGUGGCAUCGUACUUGUCGCAGGCAACAGAGAUACUUUUGACCGCACACUGACAGCGAUCAAAUUACUGAGACACAUGCAUCGUUGUCAGCUCAACAUUGAAGUAUGGCAUUUAUCUGACGAACAGCCAUCUGAGCACAUGAGACAAGAGCUCGAGAAUCUAGGCGCAGCUCCCAGGGAUUUAUCAGAUCCUCAAUUAGUUAGACCCAUCAUCCACAGAAGAAAUGCAGACAAACAAUUUCAGAUCAAGGCAGCCGCUGUCAUCAAUUCAGCCUUCAAAGAAGUAUUAUACCUCGACUCUGAUAACGUACCAGCACACGACCCCACCUAUUUGUUUGACACGCCUGAAUACAAAGCGACAGGCGCCUUGUUCUGGCCAGAUUUUUGGAAAACGCAUGGUGAGAACAAAAUAUUCGACGUAUUGGACAUUUCAUGCGAGGAUGAAUGGGAGCAAGAGUCUGGACAGAUGGUCAUUGACAAGGAGAAAUCGUGGGUUCCUUUGCAACUGGCGUGGUACAUGCAAAAACAUUACGAAAUCUACUUUCAAUUCUUGAAUGGCGAUAAAGAUACUUUCAAAUAUGCGUGGAAAGCCUUGGAUAUGCCCUAUCAUAUGACAGAGGCCUUUGUUGGCAUGGCAGGCACCAUGGUCAACAAUCGAUUUUGCGGUCAUACGAUGCUACAAUACGCUCCUGGUAGUGAUCAAGACGACGACACCAUCUUGUUUGUACACGCUAAUUUACUCAAGAUCACGGACAAAAGGCACUUUAUUCAUGGUGAUCAACCUGAACACCCUUGGGAUCUAGCGAAACGAUCCAGCAUGAGUCAUGCAAAUACUUGGAUCAAGCCAGAGUUCUAUAUUUCGUCACAAGGGCAAGCCUGUAUGGACUUUACGCAUCGCCAGGGCGAGCCAGAUGCUAUUACUGAAGAUUUCGACUCGGUUCUACCAGAUUUCCAAACUAAUUACUUCAAGUAUGGUGGAAUUGGUGGUGAAACACGAUCAUAA